Molecule: messenger RNA, 2052 nt
Organism: Oreochromis aureus
Lineage: Eukaryota; Metazoa; Chordata; Actinopteri; Cichliformes; Cichlidae
Product: zona pellucida sperm-binding protein 4-like
Exons: 8
Coding region: 53-1873 (606 amino acids)
Biological process (GO): binding of sperm to zona pellucida; prevention of polyspermy
Cellular component (GO): egg coat
Molecular function (GO): acrosin binding; structural constituent of egg coat
Source: RefSeq, a predicted model, not a curated record
CUGACUGAAACUGUGCACUUUGGAAGUGUCCAGAUCAGACAGCCGAGAAACCAUGGCAAAGUUCUGGAGUGCCAAAUUUUUCAUGGCACUAGCUUUGCUAGGCUCUUUAGCUGGGACAGAGGUAGAGGCUCAGAACGUUCCACCAUUCCAGCCUCCUCCGUGGCAGAAACCCCAGGACCCUCAAGUUCUACCAUACCGUCCUCCUCCGUGGAAGAAACCCCAGGACCCUCAAUUUCCACCAAUCCUGCUUCCUCCACUUCCAAAGCCCCAGAACCCUCAGCCUCCACCGAACCAGAACCCUCCACCAUACCGACCUCCUCCACCACAAAAUCCCCAGAACCCUCCACCAUGGCAGAUUCCCAAGAAAGAACCUCCGCCUCCACCGUACAUCCCUCCUCCACCACAAAAUCCCCAGAACCCUCCACCAUACCGACCUCCUCCACCACAAAUUCCUCAACAGCCUCGACCUCCUCCACAGCAAAAUCCCCAGAACCCUCCACCAUGGCAGAUUCCCAAGAAAGAACCUCCGCCUCCACCGUACAUCCCUCCUCCACCACAAAAUCCCCAGAACCCUCCACCAUACCGACCUCCUCCACCACAAAUUCCUCAACAGCCUCGACCUCCUCCACCACAAAAUCCCCAACCUCGACCUCCUCCCCGGCCAUUGCCUCCAGGGCAGCAAGUCCCACCUUUUCCUCAAGUAUCCAAUGAUUACUUUCCCCAAAAACCAAAAGUCCCACAAAUUCCAAAAGUGCCUCCGACGCUGCCACCGGCUCAGAGCUGUGAUGUGGAAAAAAGUGUGAGAGUCCCAUGCGGAACUACUGGUAUUUCAGGUGCUCACUGUGAAUCCAUAAAAUGCUGCUUUGAUGGCAAUCAGUGCUACUUUGGAAAGGCAGUGACUGUCCAGUGCACUCGGGAUGCUCAAUUCAUUGUUGUUGUUGCCAAAGACAUUACUCUACCCCACCUUGACCUCCAGACAACCUCACUGGCAGCAGGUGGUCCUGGCUGUUCAUAUGUUGACUCCAAUUCAGCCUUUGCCAUAUAUCAGUUUCCUGUUACUGCCUGUGGCACCACCUUUAUGGAGGAGCCUGGUGUAAUAAUCUAUGAGAACAGAAUGACUUCCUCAUAUCAGGUGGGAGUUGGGCCUCGUGGAUCUAUUACCCGAGACAGUCACUUUGACUUCCUUUUCCAGUGUAGGUACAUUGGCACCGAUGUUGAAACUGUGAUUGUAGAAAUCCUACCGUUACAAAAUCUUCCUCUGCCAGUUUCUGCUAUGGGACCCAUUAAUGUAGUCAUGAGGUUGGCCAAUGGACGAUGCCUUACAAAGGGUUGUAAUGAAUUGGAUGUGGCCUAUACUUCGUUCUAUACGGAAGCAGACUACCCUGUGACCAAAGUCCUGAGGGACCCUGUGUACGUGGAGGUUCAGCUCCUCAAAAAGACAGAUCCGAUGCUUGUUUUGACUCUUGGUCGCUGUUGGGUAACCACAAGCCCUUUCCCCCACACCUUCCCCCAGUGGGACAUUCUGAUAGACGGAUGUCCAUACCGGGAUGAUAAUUACUUGUCCUCACUGGUACCGGUGAGUGCUAACUCUGGCCUGGACUUCCCCAGUCAUUACCGGCGUUUCGUUUUCAAAAUGUUCACCUUCGUGGGUUCCUCAGUAAAGGACCAGAAGGGAAUGGAUCCACUGCAUGAAAAGCUGUACAUUCACUGUAGCACAGCUGUGUGUGUUAGCGGACAGUUUGUCAGCUGUGAGCCAGCAUGCCACAGGACAAGGAGAGAUGUCGAAGCUGAAGACCAGACGACGAAUGAACCAAAGACUGUGGUUUCCUCCGGGCCACUGAUCAUGACUGCUCCUGAGCAGUUAACAGCUUGACCUCAAGAACUUUGCUGAGAACAACAAGUUAAAAAAAAAUCUGCAACAUGAAAACGGUUAUUAGUAGUAUGAAGUGGAAAUUAGAUUAUAAUGUUGGAGAAAAGAAUUCAAGUGUGCUGUAGGAAGAAAUAUGUCUAAUCAUGUCAUUGAGAUUUAUAUUAAAGAAGUAUUGGCUCCAA